Messenger RNA from Oncorhynchus masou masou (cherry salmon), 7161 nucleotides. RefSeq names its product ubiquitin carboxyl-terminal hydrolase 43-like. Gene Ontology annotation, biological process: protein deubiquitination. Lineage: Eukaryota; Metazoa; Chordata; Actinopteri; Salmoniformes; Salmonidae. The transcript has 15 exons. Gene Ontology annotation, molecular function: cysteine-type deubiquitinase activity. The record is from RefSeq and is a predicted model, not a curated record. The coding region runs from base 313 to 3981 and encodes 1222 amino acids.
CGAAGCGAUGGGUAAGUGCGCGUGUACAUGCCCGUAAAGGCUGCAAGUAGGAGGCAAGGAAAGGCGCGGGUAAUGUUGAACAUCGAUGGAGCUCGUGUAAUUUGGUCAACAAGCAUUAAGGGUUUCAGUAAGUGUUGACAUGUUUGACGCUGAACGGAGUUGAUAUGUGUUGAUGUGCCAUGGUUUCACCUCUGUGCGCUGGUGUUCUGUCCUCCUCACGGUAUCCGGAUGGGAAAUCUCUGCAGAAAAGUGGCACACUGGCCUCGAAAUUAAUUCCAGAAUUCUCCAACAUCGGCAAAGUAUUAUAAAGAUAUGGAUAAACACUGCAGAGUGAAGGAUGAAGCCACGUCAAAGGCAGCAACGCGCAAGGAAAACAAACAGAAACAUGGACGGCUUUUUCGAAAGAAAUCAUUGAAGUCGGUGGGGAGUUUUGUAAAUAAAAUUAUCAAAACUUUGGGCACUUUUACCCACUUUGGAGACGUUGCAGUUCAGGGCGCAGAGGAUGACGAUGGAGGGUUUCGUGACGGGACACCUUGCACACUCAGUGCCAACUCAGAAAAUAGCAAAGAGGAUGUCCAGGUCGCCGGGGAGGAUUCUGUUAAAAAUAAUUCGAUAGCUUCUUCCCGUUGCUCGGUGAAAGAAAGGGUUUUAUGGUGCUAUGGUGGCAACAUUCCAGGUGUUAUAGGCUUGAAAAAUCACGGGAACACCUGUUUCAUGAACGCCGUGGUCCAGUGCUUGAGCAACACUGACCUGCUCGCAGAGUAUCUCGGGUUGGAAUGGUACAAAUUGGAUUUGAGUCGAAGGAGAAUUAAUGGGAUUGUUAAAAGUGAAGACACGCAGCAUGCCAGAGGUGAAGUCACGGAGCAGUUGGCAUCACUUGUUAGGGCACUCUGGACUCUGGAAUACAUCCCGCAACUAUCCGUGGAAUUCAAGAGUAUAGUAUCAAAGUAUGGAUCCCAAUUCCGAGGAAACUCCCAACAUGACGCCCUGGAGUUCCUGCUUUGGCUUCUGGACCGAGUUCACGAGGAUGUCAACUUGUCCUCCUGCAGCAACAACAAUAAGAAGACCAAAGCCCCAGGGAAGGGCCCUGGUAUAUCAGAGGAGGCGAUGGUCACUGAGCCUCCCCACUCGCAGCAGCCCGGGGCACGCCACAGCUUUGUACAGGAACACUUCCAGGCACAAUACAAGUCAUCGCUGACCUGCCCUCAUUGUCAUAAACAGAGCAACACCUUUGACCCUUUCCUCUGCAUUUCACUUCCUAUCCCUCUGCGCCACACCAGGCCUCUGUGUGUAACUCUGGUCUUCAGUACGAAGGGCCAGAGAUACCUGCGCAUCGGGCUGGCUGUGCCUCUCUUUGGCUCGCUGGCCUUUCUGAGAAGGAUGUUGGCGGAUGAGGGGAAGAUCUCUCCAGACCAGGUGAUCCUGACAGAGAUCUACACCACAGGCUUUCAGCGCUCCUUCUUUGAUGAGGAGGAUCUGACGUGCAUAGCCGAGACUGACAUCAUCUAUGCCUUCCAGGCCCCGCCCCUAUACAUCAGAGGAGGCUCUUCACAAUUCUCAGGGUACCACCACAGCCUGCCGUCCUCACCGUACUCCUCCGGGCCCGAAGGUCAAAGGCUACCUCCAUCUGGAACUUUGUCAACAGAGUUCCUGAACCAUGGUGUGCCAGUGAAGAUCCUGUUGCUGGUGUGCAACGCCGCCUGGAAUGCCCAGCAGGCUGUCAGGUUUGGACCGCCGUUCCUGAUGAGGGAGGACCGCUCCAUCUCCUGGGACCAGCUGCAGCAGAGCAUCCUCAGCAAGCUCUACUACCUGAUGAUCAACGGAGCACAGGCCCAGAAUGCCAGAGUGCUGUUUAAAAUCCGUGUGGUGGCAGGAUCAACGUCCUACAGCUACCUCUCCCCCCAGGAUGGACGGCCGCUCUACCACCCAGCAGUGAACAGAGCUCUUAAUCUCUGUGGCUCAGGAGGACCGCCCCAUGUGAAGCUCAUCAUCGAGUGGGAACACAGAAUCAAAGACUGCCUGUUUGGGAACAUCCAGGAGGAGGUGGUGAAGGAUGCUGAGAGUGUGAGAGGCCAGCAUCAGCAGCACGUCCAGCAGCACAGUUGUACCCUGGACGAGUGCUUUCAGCUCUACACUAAAGAGGAACAGCUGGCUCCGGACGAUGCAUGGAAAUGUCCCCACUGUAAGCAGCUGCAACAGGGCAUGGUGAAAAUGAGCCUGUGGACGCUGCCUGACAUCCUCAUCCUCCACCUCAAGCGCUUCCGGCAGGUGGGCGAGCGCCGCAACAAGCUGGCCACGCUGGUGCGCUUCCCCCUAGACGGCCUAGACAUGGCGCCCCAUGUGGUGAAGAGGAGUCAGAGCACCCGGCUGCCCCCCCACGGUCCUCUGCUCCCCGGCCCCCGGCACCCGGCCUGGAAACAGCCCUGCCCACCCGACGUGGCCCCUCCAGACUUCCUAUAUGACCUCUAUGCCGUGUGUAACCACCACGGAGGCAUGCACGGGGGACAUUACACAGCGUUCUGCAGGAACUCAUUGGACGCCCAGUGGUAUGGGUAUGAUGACAGCAGUGCAGAGCCAGUCACAGAGGCGGAGGUGUGCACACGGGGAGCCUACAUCCUCUUCUACCAGAGACGCAACACCAUCCCUCCAUGGUCAGCCAGCUCCUCUCUCAGUGGCUCCACCAGCUCCUCCACAUCAGACCACUGGCUGAUCCGUCUGACGCGGGACAGUAAGAGGGGCAGCCUGUUCUCUGGGGGGUCCACCUCUGGCCCUCCUGGCCCCACACCAACCCCCGAAUCCCCAGAGCUCCCUGUGUUCGAGGACGAGCCUCUUAAAACAGAGACAGAUGGGUUUGAGAAUAAGCUAUUUGUCCGAGGCACUCAGGGCAGGAGCGUGAGCAUGAGGUCACCCACUAAGGACACCCUGAGCAAAGUGCUGCCCCUGCGCUGGUCCUUUGGUUCCAAGGACCGCCCCAAACCCUCCGCCCCCAGGCGAGGGGAGCUGGUGGAGUACCUGGAGUCAGGGCGCAGGCCGCGGUGCACCAAGGACCCCAUCAUCACCCUAGUGGCCACCCCGCCCCAGGGCGGGCACAGGGACCUGGGCAGCUCCCCCAGUGGGAGCAGCCUGAGCUGCAUGGACAGGUCCAACUCUGAGGCAUGCGACUCCCCAAGAGUACCAGAGGGCCAGAGCAAGCCUGCCGUAGAGAGGAGCUCCAGCCUGGGGCUCAGUAUUACCACUAAAGUCAGGGAUGACAGCUCACUUGGCCGGAGGUCCUCCAAGAGGUUCAGGCAGGACCAGGGCAGGACCCUGGACCCUCACCCCCAUAGAGGCUCUACUGAUGGGGUCCACAUCAGCCACAGUGCCCCCCCAAGUAGGGACUCCACACUGAAGAGACCCAAGGCCCAAGCAGGGCUGACCUCCAGGGUAGGGGUGCUGCAGGCUGGUCUACAGCCUGAGGAGAGGAAGGGGAUGAGGGGUCAGGAGGUAAGGAGCCACGACAGCCUCUUGUCCUUUUUCAAAUCAGGCUUCCUGAAGAAAGAUGCUCAGAGUACACCUAGCAAGGGGGAGGAAGUUCGGGCCAAUGGCCACGGACGAACCAGCAAGGUAGCAAACGGUAGUUCGUCUAAACUCUCCCUCUCCAAUGGGACCCUGAACGGUGUAGCGCUGGAGGAAAAGAGGGCCAACGGCGCCCCUAGAAGUGACUGCCGUCACAGCAAAGGGCAGUAUGUCAACGGGAGGGCAGGGAGUCACAGCUCUGCUGCUGACAUCAAGCGUGCCCACAGCUCCAGUAACAUCCAGACCAAACUGGACUUGACCCUGCGCAGGUGUUCCUCUCUGCAGAGGAACGGGCAGGUAGCUCCCCCGGCCCCCCGCAGCAGCCUGGCCACAGACAAGCCCAGCUAUGCCACCCUGCAGCGGGCACGCUACAGCACCACCUCCCUGGGCAGGCAGCAGAGACCCGUCCCCGAGUCCUGCUUCUGACUCCCUCCGCACCGCUAGGCUAACUGGCUGCUGCCACAGCAGUAUAGUUAUCUGGUGUGUGUGUCUCUUUAUUUAGAGUUUGUGCCAAUGCUACUGUCAGGGUUAGCAUGUUAGGAUGAGCUGAGCAGUCUGGCCACCACUGCUAUAGCAGAGGAAUACUAACGGUAUUACUAUAAGACAGGUUCUUAGGGGAGGCUUUGCCAACAGUAAUGCAGUGUGUAAUAGUUAACUGUCUGUCAUAGUCUUCUGUUUAAUGUAAGUGCCUCUGUGACAGUUCAGAAUGAUUGUUUGUUGAACACUGGAACCACGCUAUUGAUUGACACACAUCACACCCAGACGGUCACCAGAGCUGUUGUUUCUGAAGGGCAUCAUGUACCCUCUGUUAACACUGAUGUUUAUUGACGUAUUGUCUUUGUGUGUAAAUGAAUCUAUGCAGUCUGUGUACAAUGGAGAGGUAACCCUGCUGCAUUGUGAUCAUAUUUAUUCCACAAACAUGUCAAGCAUCUUUCUUGGUUGUAUGCUGUCCUUGAUUUUCUAUUGAUGUAGCCAUGGAGGAAUAUCCUGCACGAAAGGAUUCAAUUAAAUGAUUGUCUGUCUGUGCUUCCACCGCAAACUGUUUGCUGGGACCUCAUACACUUAUGUUAUUACUAAUAUUCAUCAUGUACCAUCUUCUGUCAGUGGCAACUGGCAACUGAAAGAAACAAGUACUGUAAUAACCUGGUUGUUACACACCUGUUACUGACUACCGUACUGUAACAACGGCGUUUGAUUGGAGGAGAAGUAAGGGUAGAGGAAUGAAAUGCCGAUUUAUGUUCGUAACUAACAUGAUUGAAAUACUGGGUUGAAAAGAGGGUAGUUGGCACACCAUGUACUCCAGCACAGUGAUGGUCUUGUAUACUCAACAAUAGAUUUAAUGUAUCUUGAACCAAAGUUUGUGUCAAUCAGAACAUUCUAGAUAAUCUAGUUGAAGAUGCAUUGUGGAGCAUACAAGAAUACCAGACAGUAUCUUGGACUUCCUAUUUUAAUCUAAAUGGGGAAAAAUCAUCAGAAAGAGUACAUUGACUUGUGUGAACUUAGAUGGGUGCUAUUAUGUGAUGGUGAACUGUUGUGGAAUCUCCUCACACCAGUGGUUUAGGUCAGCCCCUUAUAGAGCAGCAGGGACAGACUGACAGCCCAUUUCAAGGCUUUUAAUGUCACUCCCUGUAUCUCCCCACUGCUGAGCUCCAGAGAAAGUUACUGCCUAUGUUUCACAAUAACUCACCAGGGGGGGAUUAAACCUGCUCCCCUGUUGCCAUGGCAAACUCCCUUAAAGAUACCAACUGUGAAGGUGCUGCUGUCUGAUGUACUCUGCAGAGGGGCAGGGAUGUCUUGAUUUUCAUUCAUUUUCAACCCAAAACAUCUCUUGCCUAAGGUUCCCAAUAUACAGUACAUGACGAUCUAUUACAUUAAAUGAAGAUCAUUGAGUAACUUUUCCUAUAGAGUGCUGUAAUGCAUUUUAAUUGUCAGCCAUAGGGUACAUGCCAAUUCAGAUAUAUGCACAUUCUGUGUAUGUUCUAAUCCGUGCAUAUUUCCCAGCAACCAUGGAUGGAAAUGUAUGAUGUGUGUUUGAUGUUAGGAGGGUAUAGAGCAUAUGUGUUUGAGCUUACAUCAACUGUAUAUGAACAUAUGUAGUAGUAAUACAGAUAAUACCAACACAAUGGCAUACAGUGCUUCUGUAAAGGGAAAAACACUAUUAGAGUAAAUGUUUUUAUCUAUUAGAUUUCUGAGUUACUUAAUUACUUAGGCCCAUCGCCCCAUGAGAAGCAUAGGCCAUCAACUGGCCGUCAACUGAGUUGACUUCAUGUAUCUGAAAUUAUCUCAAAUUUAAACCCAAUGAAAUGAUACAAUCAUUUACUAUUCUCCUAAACUAUAAUGUUAAUGUGUAGGACAUAUAUUGUAUGAUUGUGUUAGCAGACAUACAGUAGUAGCUAUGCAAUAUACUGGACCAUAUGGGAUGCCCCAUAUGCAUCAUCAUAACUUCUUCUAAUAGGGAUUGGUUGAUGACACUACACCAUCAACCAUCUUGAUGACACUACACCAUUAACCAUCGUGACUAAUUGGUUGAUGACGCUACACCAUCAACAUCAUGACAAAUUGGUUGAUGACACUACACCAUCAACCAUCUUGACAAAUUGGUUGAUGACACUACACCAUCAACCAUCUUGAUGACACUACAUCAUCAACCAUCUUGACUAAUUGGUUGAUGACACUACACCAUCAACCAUCAUGACAAAUUGGUUGAUGACACUACACCAUCAACCAUCUUGAUGACACUACACCAUCAACCAUCUUGACAAAUUGGUUGAUGACACUACACUAUCAACCAUCUUGAUGACACUACAUCAUCAACCAUCUUGACUAAUUGGUUGAUGACACUACACCAUCAACCAUCAUGACAAAUUGGUUGAUGACACUACACCAUCAACCAUCAUGACAAAUUGGUUGAUGACACUACACCGUCAACCAUUAUGACAAAUUGGUUGAUGACACUACACCAUCAACCAUCUUGACAAAUUGGUUGAUGACACUAGACCAUCAACCAUCAUGACAAAUUGGUUGAUGACACUACACCAUCAACCAUCAUGACAAAUUGGUUGAUGACACUACACCAUCAACCAUCUUGAUGACACUACACCAUCAACCAUCAUGACAAAUUGGUUGAUGACACUACACCGUCAACCAUCAUGACAAAUUGGUUGAUGACACUACACCAUCAACCAUCUUGACAAAUUGGUUGAUGACACUACACCAUCAACAUUGUCUGAUGACACGACACCAUCAACAUUGUCCGAUGACACUAGCUCAAAUGUUAUGCCUUUAUUUUUUAUUCGCUUGUUCUCAUCAAUUUGGUUUCUGCAACCUUAUUUAACACUUGUUUUGGAAAUGACCCUAAAUAAAGGAUACUUUCCUUGGGAAGGCAUGGGUUGAGUAUAUUUUAUAUGCAACUUUUGUAAAAGUCUACAUUUUAUACCUGAUUUGUAAUUAUGUAAAUGAAGGCUCCAGAUGAUAAAAUCAGAUAAUGUAAGCAACGUCAGGAUAAAGCACAAGUGGACUUAACAUAUAUAUUGUAUCUGCCUCUAAUACCUGCUUAUUACCAUACUGGAAUUUAUUUGAAUUGCAAAUUAAACACAGCUUUUCUCA